AUGUUACCCGCUAAAUUACAGAGUAUUGUGUCUGGUCACUGGGAACGGGCCAAUGCCAACGUAGGUCAUCGUCAUUUACACUACAUACCCCGUGGACUUCUCUUUAGUGAGGAUGACAUCCUGGAGCACCUGAAGUCCGUCGACAACGACGAACAUUCAGCAACUACUGUGAGGGACCUUAUCGACAUGCACGAGGCCCACGAUGUGGCACUAGACAUUGUGUAUGGCUAUAUUGUCAACAAGUUGCUCCCAUUGAUGGAGAGGUCGCACACAACCAAUUGA
This is a messenger RNA of Mesocestoides corti, 282 nucleotides long. The record is from the annotation of a GenBank genome assembly. NCBI's taxonomy places the organism in Eukaryota, Metazoa, Platyhelminthes, Cestoda, Cyclophyllidea, Mesocestoididae.